Molecule: messenger RNA, 5507 nt
Organism: Diorhabda carinulata
Lineage: Eukaryota; Metazoa; Arthropoda; Insecta; Coleoptera; Chrysomelidae
Product: transcriptional regulator ATRX homolog
Exons: 21
Coding region: 128-5335 (1735 amino acids)
Cellular component (GO): nucleus
Molecular function (GO): ATP-dependent chromatin remodeler activity; ATP hydrolysis activity; ATP binding
Source: RefSeq, a predicted model, not a curated record
CAACGUUUCCUUCCUUCUUGACAGAUGCGGUAGUUCAAGUAACUAAUCUUUAAUGCUAGAAAAUGGCGCUGAUUUAUAAGGAUUAAUUUUGUUUUUAUAAAUUUUGUGAAUAAACUAAUCGAAUAAGAUGUCAAAGGACGAAAUAAUUUCCAACGUUCUGGAUGGUUUAAGUAGGGUUCAGAGUUUCCUUAAUAAUUCUGAUAUAGAAAUAUUUUUGAAAACUGAUAAAUCCGGUAACAAAAUUAAAAAAUCUAAGAAGUUCAUCGACGAUUUAUUUGAUCUGUCAAAAAAUAUCAAGGAAAGUUUUUAUGAGCUGUACUCCAAGUACGAGAUAGAGGAAACACAAGAAUGUGAAAAAAAUAAUUUAGCAGUGCCAAAGAGUAGAAUCAACAAUGGUUUAAUUUCCAGCAAUAAUUUAGGUAAUGGUGAUAGCAAUAGUCAAGAUGAUGAAGAUAUAUUUCAAAAUGCAGAAUCCAUUGAUGAGAAUGUGGUUACUUCCAUUGAUGAUGAUAUGGAUCCAUCAUUCAAUAAAACACCUGAGCUAAAUACAGAUAAUGAGACUGAAAUUGUACAUAUUGAUCCAUCUGAAGAUCAAAACUUUAAAGUUGAAAACAUGGAAAACGAGCACCCACGAAUUCGAUUAGUAGAUUUGAAUAAAUUGAUCGAUCCAGACAAACAUAAGAAAUCAGUCAAGUUUGAUACUUCUGUUAUAAUUUUAUCCAGUUCAGAUGAUGAGAAAGUAAUAAAUAGUAAAGAAAUAAAUACAGAUUCUGUUAGCGAAAAAAUAAAUUUUUCUAAAAAACAAAAACCAGUUUCUUUUGAAUCGGGGAAAUCUAACCACAAGAAAAAUAUCGAUGAUAUCGAUUCAGAUAUAGAAUUGGACAAAAAUUCCAGAAAAUCUAGACGGUUAAAAAAUGUCCAAAAACUGAAAUCAAAUAUUAAAGAAAAAUAUCGACAAAUCGAAACAAGAAAAAAACGUAAAGAGCGCUCUAAAAAUACAGCUCAUGUUGAAGUUAUUUCAGAUUCUUCCAGUGACUCUGAAACAGAAAAACGACAAAGAAAGUCAACUAGGAUACGAUUGGGUCGAAGCAACAAGAUGGAUGACAUCAAACUACAUAGCAAAGUGUAUGUUCCGUUACCUUUAUUUCAAUGUCAAAAACUGAAGGAAGUCUAUAACAGAAAUAAAGAAUAUUUUGAUAUUAUAAGCCCGGAAAAGUGGGAAUCAUUGAGGAGGUCAAAGCGAACAAGAAACAAAGUAGAAAAUGAAUCUUCAAGUGACGCUGAUGAAUCACAGAUUAAAAAAACUAAAGCAACAAUAAUCGACGGCGAGGACUCUCAAUCUGAUGAUGCAAAGGUGCCCAAAAAGAGUUUAAAAAAACGAAAGAGAGAUGUUGAAAAAGACAUAGUUAAUAGAGGAGAUUCUGAUGAAGGAAGAUGCACUAAAACAAAAACAAAUUCUAAAACGAAUACUAUAAGUGCGGAAAAUUCUGAUUCAGACGAGAAUACGUGGAAAGAAGACAAAUUAUCAAAAAAAAAGUUAUUGCUUAAGAAAGAUGCAGGAGGUGAAAAAAGAAAUAAAAAACUAACAUCUACAAAAGAAACUACAAAUUGUAAUAAUGUAGAUUUACAAGAACAAGUUGACCAUCCCGUGAACAGGAGUAAUUCAGACUCAGAAAAUGAAAUGUCAAACGAAAGAACAUUAAAAACAAGUAAAAAUCAAAAUGAUGAAAAAUCUCAUAAUAAAAAUCUUUCAAUGAAAAGUGCUGAAACUACAAAGGAUUCUGCUAACGGGAAAACAUCAGAUUCUAAUGAAGAAAGCACCGAGAAAAUAUUGAAACAUUCGAAAUCAGGAAUACAUGUCUCUGAGGAAGAUGAAGAACAGGAGGAACCUGAGAUUGAACAAGACCCUCUCGCAGUAGAUGAUCCGUUGUCAACAGAAAUCGACAUACCAGAACAUGAUCAAACUAAUAGGGAAACGUCAGUGAAUAAAGAUACCAUAAAAGAUUCUGCGGAUGAAGAUAAAAGUGAGGAGAGCCACGAUGAUAAUGAUGUGGAGGUUUUGAAUAAAAAACAUAAAGGAAUUGAGGAUGAAUCUAUAGAGUUAAAAAAUAAGAGAGAUGAAGAUAAAAAAGGAACGGAGAGGGGUGAUUCUGAAAAUCUUGAUUCCGAGGAUGAAAAUAAAAGGGAAAAGAAAAAUGAAAAAACGCCUCAACAAUCAGAUAUUUCUGAUGACGAAGAAUCGACUAACAAGAACACCGAUAAAAAAAUAAUGGUAAGCUCUGAUUCGGAUGAAGGAUUUGGAGCUUUUUCUAAGAAACGGGGUAAAACAACUAAAGAACUUAUAAGAAAAGCAAAGAAGAAAAUGAAAGUAGUAGUUUCCGAUUCCGACAAUUCAGAAAAUGAUGACAAAGAUAAAGAAGAUACAGAAAAAGAAGUACAAUCUAUUUCUGAAGAAUCAGACAAGCCAAAAGAAGAUAGUGAUGACAAAAAGAAAAAGUCACGAAGGAAGAGAAUAAAGAGGACCAAGGACAGUAGUAGUGAUAGUGACGAGGAAGUAGCAACAAGAAAAAAUAUUCGUAAGGUGUUGGAUAAAAAUUCUUUAUCGGAAACGACAAAACAAGCAGAAGCAGAAGAAAAAGAACGGAAGGCACGUAUUGCUGAAAAACAGAAAAAAUACAACCAUAUAUUUGAAGAAAAGAAAGACGCCAAAAUUGAUAAGGUAGUUUUGGAUUAUGACGCAAAAACUAAAGAGCCUCUUCUGGAGGUUCACAAAAAAAUUGUCAAACAUUUGAAGCCUCAUCAAGCAUCCGGUAUUCAAUUCAUGUAUGAUGCUUGUUUCGAAUCGGUAGAGAGAUUGAAGGACUCCCAAGGAUCCGGUUGUAUAUUAGCGCAUUGUAUGGGUUUAGGCAAGACGUUGCAAGUAAUUUCCUUGGUCCAUACAUUGAUAGUAAACAGUAAUAUAACUAAAGUUCAUAAAGCAAUGGUUGUUUGUCCUAUAAAUACAGUUCUCAAUUGGAAAUCAGAAUUUAAAAAGUGGGUACCAAAUAGCUCUCCAAUAGACGUAUACGAAUUGGCGACGCCAAAGAAGAACUAUGAAAGGCAGUAUACAAUCAGCGAGUGGAAUUGUGGUGGUGGCGUUUUGAUUUUGGGGUAUAAUAUGUUCAGAUUACUAAGUAAUCCGAACAAUAAAAAAAUUACGAAGAAAAUGAGAACAGCAUUUGUCGAAGGGAUGGUUGAUCCAGGUCCCGAUAUAGUGAUAUGUGAUGAAGGUCACUUGCUCAAGAAUGAAAAAACCAAUUUGAGCAUAGCUAUGAACAGAAUAAAAACAGCAAGAAGAAUAGUUCUUACUGGUACUCCUUUACAAAAUAAUUUGAAAGAAUACUGGUGUAUGGUGCAAUUCAUAAAACCGAAUCUACUUGGAACAUAUAAAGAAUAUAUGAAUCGAUUCGUAAAUCCCAUUACAAAUGGCCAAUAUACAGAUUCAACUAAACACGACAUAGACCUCAUGAGAAAACGAUCUCACGUUCUUCACAAACUCCUAGACGGUGUAGUACAACGACGAGAUUAUGCGGUUCUUGAACCAUACUUGCCACCGAAACAUGAAUAUGUUCUGUUUCUCAAAUUAUCUGAUGUACAAGUUAAACUAUACAGGCAUUACAUUGAACAUUAUGCUCGCAAAAAUGACGGAUCAAAUAGAACGUCAUUUCUUUUUGCCGAUUUUCAAGAACUACAAAGGAUUUGUACGCAUCCGAGAGUGCUGAAGGAUAGAAGCGUGGAAAAGAAAGAAAAAUGGGACGACGAAGAAGAAUCUGAAGGUUCCCUAAAGGAUUUUAUUGAUGAUGGCGAAGUAUCAACACACUCAACUUCUAGUUCUAACUCUAAUAGUGAAGAAGAUAGUUCUCAUGAAUCCGAAAGCGAAAAAAAGAAAAAGAAGCCCAGGAUGACAAGAGCUAGGGCUGCACAAAAGAAAGACGACAAUGCAGAUAGUAGCGAUUCAGAUAUUGAAGAAGUAUCAAAGGAGUGGUGGCAAGAAUUCUGUGAUGGUGAUGAAUUAGAUAAUAUUAAGAACAGCGGAAAAUUAUCUUUAUUAUUUGAAAUUCUCAAAGAAUGUGAAGAAAUAGGUGAUAAAGUAUUAGUGUUCUCUCAAUCGUUAAACUCAUUGAAUUGUAUAGAAUAUUUCCUUGCUAAAAUUGAUGAAGCAACCGAAGCUGGGGAUACAGAAAAAAUGGGUUAUAAAGGUAGUUGGAGUCUUGGGCUGGACUAUUUUAGAUUGGAUGGCUCUUCUAGUUGUGAUAAUAGAGCAUAUUGGUGCGACUCUUUCAAUAAUCCUGACAAUGUCAGAGCCCGUCUUUUCCUUAUUUCUACCAAAGCUGGUGGCUUGGGAAUCAAUUUAGUUGCAGCUAAUCGAGUGAUAAUAUUUGAUGUGUCGUGGAAUCCUUCUCACGAUAUACAAAGUAUCUAUAGGGUAUAUAGAUUUGGCCAGUUGAAACCAAGUUACAUUUAUCGUUUUGUAACUUAUGGUGCAAUGGAAAUGAAAAUAUAUGAAAGGCAAGUUACUAAACAAGCUAUUUCGAAAAGAGUUAUUGACGAACAACAAAUAGAUAGGCAUUAUAACCAAAAUGACUUACAAGAAUUAUAUAAAUGUGAUCUAGAACCAACUGAAAGACCUUUGCCUAUGGUACCAAAGGAUGUCCUACUUGGAGAAAUGUUACAAAAAUACGAAAAUAUUAUAUUUAAAUAUCACUUGCAUCAGUCCCUCUUGGAAAAUAAACAAGAUGAAGGUCUCAACGAGGAAGAGAGAAAAGCUGCUUGGGAAGAGUUCGAAAAUGAAAAAGUUCUUAGGAAAACAACUACUAGUACUAAUGCAUUCUUUGUUCAAGCAUAUGGAAAUGCUGCAGGUUUUCAGAAUAUGAGUGCUGCAGCUAUAAAUGCAGCGCUGAUGAAUAUAGUGAGACGGGAUAAUCCUACUUGGUCUGAACAACAGAUAAAGGGUAUAAUACCUGCACUUGUUAGGCAGCUACAAGUUCAGAUAGAAGAACAGGAUAUGUCGAUGUAUCAGCGUGUCGUCCAAGAAAUACAAAUAAUGAACCAAACGAAAUUGAAAGAAUCACUUUAUCAACAGCAUAUGAUGAAAUAUUACCAACAACAGUACCUUUACCAAAAACAACAACAAGCAGUAUUAGGAAAUUUAAAUAUAAACCCUCAAACGCUACAAAGCUUAUACAGUCAGUCGAACUAUUAUCCUGGAAACACCCAACAAUUUUUAAAUGGACCGAGCACAUCAUCCAACACAUCUAGGCGUCCUACUGGUGAAGUUAUAGAUCUUAAUGACUGACAGUUCUAAGUAUAAUUUUAGUUUAUCAUAGGCGAAUAUUUCAAUUUUUGAAUGAUAAAAUAUUUGGAGGAUUUUUUUAUAUGAUUCAGAUAUUUGAUUGGUAUUCUGUGAAUACCUAUAUUGUCUAUAAACUUCAAUCUUAGAUAAAUGGGGCAUUAUUGCCGCCACGGUU